Molecule: messenger RNA, 318 nt
Organism: Ilex paraguariensis (yerba mate)
Lineage: Eukaryota; Viridiplantae; Streptophyta; Magnoliopsida; Aquifoliales; Aquifoliaceae
Source: the annotation of a GenBank genome assembly
AUGGGAGUGAAAGUCAGUAAGUUGAGAACGAUCGUGGGACUAAAGGGUAUCAUGAGAAUACGGGAACGGGAUGCUCCAUUGACACCAAAAGGCUAUAUUCCGAUUUCAGUUGGUUUGAAUGAUGAGAACAAACGGUUUAUGGUUCACACGGCAGCCCUCAGGGACGCAGAUUUCUUGGAGCUUUUGUGUGUUUCAGCUGAAGAAUAUGGUUUCUGUAAUGAAGGCAUUCUCAAGAUUCGAUAUGAAGCUAAAGCUUUCGAGGAUUGGUUGGUUAAAGGUGCCAAGCAGAAAGUGUUUAGGGUCGUCAGACCAACCUAG